AGUUCACGAACCAAAGCAACAGCGCACAAAGCGACAUCGUCGCAGAGUCUCCUGUCUCCUUCUUCGGCAGGUCCUAGAGACUUUUGCUCUCCCGCCUCUGCUCACUCUCUCCAACCUUCUCUCCCCACCUCCCUCUCCACACUCUGCCGCAUCUAUCUAGUAUCUAUACCUCUCUCUCGCUUCGAUCUCUCUUUCUCCACCAGGUGUAUCGUGCGUAUUCCAGCCAGAUCCUCGGUUGUGGCCCACAACAAUCCGAUAGAACGAUGUCCGGACUAGCGGUGCUGCUCUGUGCAGCUGCCGCGCUCGCCUCGCCCGCCAUGUCCGCUCCCAUGGCGAAGCACAGCGGCGACGGCGCCGACUUCGCGCUCGUGGUGGACGCGGCUACCUUCGCCGUGCAGGAAAUCAACCGCCAGGAGAAUACGCUGUUUGCACAGGUCCUGUCCAACAUCGUCCAGUCGACCAAGGAGACCGCCACAGGCACAGGCAUCAAGUACAACCUGCUUCUCGAAACGGUCCGCGCUAGCAACUGCAUGAACGAUGGCACCAAGCACACGCUAUGCACGUGCGACGCCGACUACUCUCAGUUCUCCACCUACGACGUCGAAGUGUUGUCGGAGACCUGGGAUCGUCCAUCUAUGAACCUGCUCUCCGUGGAGCGUUCCCCGGCGGCCAGCACCGCCAGCGCCGCCGCCCUGCGCAAGUACUCCAUCGUAGACGCGCUGAAGAACGUCGGCCACGAGUUCCAGACGUUCCUGCGCCAGUACAGCCCGGGAUACUGCAAUAGUGCACCGGAGAUCCGGCGCAGGGCUGACAUCUUCAAGCAAAACAUGAAGAUCGCCGAGGAAUUCCAACACAACGAGAUCAGCACUGCCAAGUACGGCAUUACCGAGCUGGCCGAUUUGACCCCCGAGGAGUUCCACCAGCGAUACGCCAUGCCAGUGCAGAUCAAGCCCGAAGAUGUCCAAGAGCAGCUGCGCAGAGGACGCGCCCAGCGUGCCGCUCCCCUCAACUUGAACACCCUUCCCACGAAUUUCGACUGGCGAGAGCGCAAUGCCGUCACGGCGGUGAAGAACCAGGGCAAUUGCGGCUCUUGCUGGUCCUUCUCGGCCACCGGCAACAUCGAGGGACAGUGGGCCAUCAAGACCGGGCGACUUGUUUCCCUCUCCGAGCAGGAGCUGCUCGAUUGCGACUACGCUGACGGCGCGUGCGGCGGUGGCCUGCCCUGGACCGCCUACGGCGCCGUCAAGCGCAUCGGUGGUCUGGACACGGAGGAGAAUUACCCGUACCAGGCGCUCCGCGGUACGUGCAGCCUGAACCGCGCCGACCGCCUGUACACCGUCAACGGGACCGUAUUCCUGGCGCACGACGAGGCCCAGAUGGCCGCGUGGCUCGUGCGCAACGGACCGAUUUCGAUCGGAUUGAACGCCCGGGCUGUUCAGUUCUACCAGGGCGGCAUUGCCAAGUUCCCAUCCAGCAUGUGCGACCCCAACAUGCUCGACCACGCCAUGCUGAUCGUUGGCUUCGGCGAGGAGCACGGCACACCGUUCUGGAUCAUCAAGAACAGCUGGGGUGUAGGGUUCGGCGAGGAAGGCUACUGGCGUGUCUACCGCGGCGGCAACCUCUGCGGCCUGACAACAGCACCGAACUCUGCCACACUUCCCGCCUAACUUAAAACCCAUUCACUGACGAUCUGCAGUAUCGUAACACAACGCUGGUCGCGCCACGUGUCGUCUAUUGUGAUUUGCCAUUUGACUCCCAAAGUAUAAUAGGCAGUCGCGUCUUGCUCUGCUCUGUAUCGUGAUUCGUUGACUGACUCGAUUGUUUCCACUGAUUCUGAUGUCUAUCUCAUCAUCUCGUCAUGUGAUCACCUCCUCACCCCUCCCCCCCUAUUUUUUCGUAGUGCAUGCUAUAAACCUCAGUGUCGUCCCAUCCUGUUCUUUGGUGUCUUAACUCACUGUUUGAGCUUGCUAA
Molecule: messenger RNA, 1971 nt
Organism: Sycon ciliatum
Lineage: Eukaryota; Metazoa; Porifera; Calcarea; Leucosolenida; Sycettidae
Product: cathepsin L-like
Exons: 1
Coding region: 264-1667 (467 amino acids)
Cellular component (GO): lysosome
Molecular function (GO): cysteine-type endopeptidase activity
Source: RefSeq, a predicted model, not a curated record